Molecule: messenger RNA, 2088 nt
Organism: Epinephelus fuscoguttatus (brown-marbled grouper)
Lineage: Eukaryota; Metazoa; Chordata; Actinopteri; Perciformes; Serranidae
Product: excitatory amino acid transporter 1-like
Exons: 11
Coding region: 231-1745 (504 amino acids)
Biological process (GO): L-glutamate transmembrane transport
Cellular component (GO): plasma membrane
Molecular function (GO): neutral L-amino acid transmembrane transporter activity; L-glutamate transmembrane transporter activity; glutamate:sodium symporter activity
Source: RefSeq, a predicted model, not a curated record
CAUUGUGUUGAAGAAUCUGUCAGUCUGCCAAGAGGAAAAAAAAUAGACUUUUCCACUGCCGUAUCAACCAUGCUGUCGUUACUGGAGUGACUGGACUUCACGCGUUGAUACUGUUCAAGGACUAGUAUUCUAAAGGUGAUCUUUCUUUUCCAUCCGUACCAAAAGACUCAGGAUAACUGAGAGAUGUCUUUUUCUGCAGUCUAUACUUGUUGGGACUAAUCACAUAAGAGAUGCUGUCAAGCUCCGAUGACUUGUCUGUGUUGGAUUCAGUGGAGGUUCGUGAACCCCAGGAAAACCAAACAAACAACAAAUGUAGUAGGACCUCAGGUCAUGUAUCGUUAUCUCAGGAUGGAUCUAAUGUUAAGGCUUUCCUCAAAAGAAAUGCUUUCGUUGUUCUCACAAUGGCGGCUGUUGCAUUAGGGAUCGGCCUGGGCUUUGCUCUACGACAAAUUAAUAUGUCAGCCAGGGAUGUAAAAUAUUUAACCUAUCCUGGAGAGCUGCUGAUCAGAAUCCUGCAGAUGUUGGUGCUUCCUCUCAUUAUUUCCAGUGUGAUUGCAGUAAUGUCAUCUGUGGACAGGAAGGCUUUUGGGAAAAUUGGGCUAAGGGUCUUGGGCUAUUACUUGGUCACCACACUGAUUGCUGCUUUCACUGGCAUCUCCUUAGCCAUUCUUAUCCAACCAGGAAAAUCAUCCACUGCUGACUCAGUGUCCUCUAGUGGUAAUACAGAGGCUGUGCAGACGGUGGAUUCCUUUCUUGAUCUAAUCAGAAACAUGAUUCCGUCAAAUCUGGUGGAGGCUUGUUUCAGAAAGUAUAAAACAGUUUACUCCAGGAGUGAUUCAGCAGGAAAGAGUCUUGGUGUCAAUACGACUGAGACCAGUAAAGACAAUGACAGAGUGCCAGUGCCAGGCACCGCAAACGGAUUCAAUAUUUUGGGUCUAUUGUGCUUCUCUGUUGCCUUUGGCCUCGUCCUCAGCAGUAUGGAGAGCGAGGGAAAACCUGUGAGGGAUUUCUUUGACUGCCUGAAUAAAGCCAUUAUGCGUCUGGUCCACAUAGUCCUGUGGUACUCCCCAGUGGGAAUCAUCUUCCUACUGGCGGGACAGAUUGUGAAGAUGACAGACGCAGGAGAGAUAGGCAGUGAAGUUGCCAUGUAUGGUCUCACUGUCUUCAUUGGCCUCCUGAUCCACAGCCUCAUCACCCUUCCUCUCAUCUUUUUUAUUGUCACACGUAAGAACCCCUUCAGCUUUAUGGGUGGUCUACUCCAAGCUCUUACCACUGCCUUUGGCACUUCAUCAAGUUCUGCAACCCUACCUGUUACCCUCCACUGUAUGGAGCAAAAUCACAACAUGGACAAACAAGUGACACGCCUUAUGCUCCCUAUCGGGGCCACAGUGAACAUGGAUGGCGCAGCACUCUAUGAAGCUGUAGCUGCGUUAUUUAUUGCCCAGGUUAAUAAUAUUGAUUUUAACCUGGGUCAAAUCAUUGCACUCAGUUUGAUUGUCACAGCUGCAAGCACUGGAGCUGCAGGCAUCCCACAGGCUGGCAUGGUAUCCAUGGUGAUUGUGUUGGAGUCGGCUGGACUGCCCACUGAAGACAUUUCACUGCUCAUAAUGGUUGAUUGGAUUCUGGAUCGUGUGAGGACUGUCAUCAAUGUGCUGGGGGAUUGUAUCGGUGUGGGUGUAGUGCAACAUCUGUCCAAAUGUGAGCUGCAGCCCUCCAGCUCUGCAAAAAAAAAGACUGAUGGAUGAAAUCUCCCAGGUUUGAGCAUCAUGAGACGUGACAGGAUCUGUGUCCAAUGGCUAAUAUUUAUGUGAUGUGUUAUUACAUGAUAACAUUAUUUUUUUUGUCUUGGCUAAAUUGAUACUAAAUAGAUUUUACGACCCUGUAUACAGUAGCAGCCUGUAAUCAUUUAGCUUGCAAUAAGGACAGUUUUCCCAAGGAACAUGUUUUAGCGCUUUAGAAAAAAGUUCAUGUUCAUGUUAGUGGAACAGGAUUGUGAAUUGGUUUGUCACCUUAUUUUAAAUGUCAUGAUAAAAACCUGUGGCUGCUGUUAUUCCCCGCUGAUAAAAUUCCAAUAAAACAUGUUUGCUG